CAAAACUCCCAUGUGGGGAAUUGUGUUUAGCUCGUUUCAUCUUGUUCUUGAUACUAUAGCUUGUUUUGACGGAUGUCAUGUAAUUGUGUAAAUGUGUUUGUUUUAAAAAAUGUAUUGGAGACGAAAUAUAGUUUACAUGUUGUCAACAAUCUAAACCAAUCUGUUUUGCCCCAUAGUUGCGCACACGUCGGUUUAGUUUUGUAACAACUAACCCGUCCAUUCACUCAGUCCUGAUUUGAGUAGACUCACAGGUAGGCGGGAUUUUCCCGGACCAGCUCUAAAUACACUCGUAAUAGACACUCAAUGAAAUACACGGACCAUGAGAGUAAAGUGUGCAAUCCAACUAUCAAACUAACGCCCGCAGGCUACACCACACACAGAGGUAAACCCUGUUUUGUGAACUGAACUCAUUUUAAUAUGGAGACAGAGCGUAAGAUGAGACUCCUAUAAACCACCCAAGAGGUGUGUUCAGACCACUAUGAUGUGUGAGUCCUCCCUGAUGCGAUGCCUGCAGAUGUGUUUGUCCCUACUGAUGGUGGUCAGACUGCAGUGCAAGGUAAUGGCUCCUGAGAGCGUGGCGGCCCCAGUGGAGCUCCCCUUCACUCUGUCCUGCAUGGUGUCCAAGGGGCGUGGGGACAGCCUGAAACAGGUGCGCUGGCUGGAUGUCCAGAACAAGACUCUGUUGACCUACGAGCCCAGCCAGAAGGACAGCGUGAGCGGCCAGCAGCAUGUAGAGCUGGCCCCCUCCCCCAAGGACACCUCAGCCAUCACCAUCCGCAGGGUGGGCUUCAGAGACGAGGGCUGCUACACAUGCAUUUUUGACCUGUACCCCUCGGGAUCGCAGGUGGGACACACCUGCCUCACUGUCACAUCCCGUGUGACUGCAGAGGUUAACAAGACAGCGGUGAGUGGUAAGGCGGCAGCCCUGUCUUGCUCCUAUGGCCUGCCAGAGAAGGUACAGCAAGUGCUGUGGAGACAUACAGCAAAGCAACGGGACUCAAGCGCAGUAGCCUCCUAUGCCAAAUACAGCGACCCCGUGAUCGAGCCACCCUACCAGGAGAGGGCCUGGCUGACCCCCUCCCUCUCCCACAGUCAGCUGUCCAUCAGAGCGGUCAUCAUCCAGGAUGAGGGCUGCUACACCUGCGAGUACCACACCUACCCAGAGGGCACCAAGAGCGCUACCGUCUGCCUCACUGUCUUUGUACUGCCUAAACCCCAGGUGAGCUACAAGAACACGUCUCCAGGGGUUAUUGAGGCCAACUGUACAGCUGUGUCCCGGCCCCCAGCGGAGAUAGUGUGGAACGUGGAGAGGGACAACCGAACUAUGGGACCUCCUGUGACAUCACAGCUCCAGCAGGGGGAUGGGACCACCCUGGUCAUCAGCACCCUCAACAUCCAAUCAGGGCUGCUGAAGGAUGUGUCCGUCAAAUGUCUGGUCCACCAUAAGGGUCUGGAGUCACCCAUCGCUGUUUCUAUGAACACCAAGAUUGGAACAGCUUUGACCAUCCUGAUCUCGGUAACCACUGUAGCUGCUCUGCUGGUCAUAAGUCUCUGCUUCUGCCUGUGGAAGUGUUUCUUGCGGAAAGAAGACGAUGGAGUCUAAAAGGAGGAAGUGAAACUCAGCGACUGUUCCUCAACAUUCUACUGCACUUUCAGAAGUGAAGCAAGGCCCACCUCAAGAGGGCACAGAAUACAAUCUGUUGUGACCAACAUCACAGGGUCACUGAGAAACUGAAUCCAUCAACACAACACCUUUUGUUUAGUCACAAUGGCUCGUAUUCACGAGUUUGAAGUGUUUCAGAGUAGAAGUGCUGAUAUGCGAUCAGAUUUCCCUUUUAGAUCAUAAUGAAUAAGAUAAUAUUGACUGAGGAGACUUGAUCCUAGAUCUGCAAACCCACUCACACUAUUUGUGAAUACUGGCCAGUAUGAUCACAACACAUCCUAACAGAUCUGAACCUAACCUUACCCUCUGGUAACCCCAAUUGGCAUCCAUAUCUAUCAUGAAGUGUGAUGCUGACUGAGUAUUUUGUUCUUGUAACUGCCUUGGUUUCUUUGUGCCAUUCUACAGUAUGUUCGCAAGAUGAAUGUGGUUUUCAUGACCUAAUGGACCGAGGUUGUAGGAAAACUCUGAAUGAAGUGAAAAUACCUUUUAGUAUUCAGUGAUGAAUUUUACACCUUAAUGUCCCACUUUAGACCACUGCAACACAGCUCCUGUGGAAGACCUACCCUGUUUGAAUCCCCCAGAGUACAUUGUUUUGAUUCUACUCUUAAUGUAAUCUUAGCCUAUGAAGCUUUGAUAAAUUAUCAGUAAGCUUUCAAACCCAAGGCCCAGAUUCACAAAACACUUCAAACACAAAACUUAAGAAACUUCUUAAGAGAGAAAAUAUGUUUGUUAGUGCAAUUCCUUAAACAUUUCUUAAGAAUUCAUGCUUUUCUUACAAACUUAUCAAAUAUCUUUUUGCAAACUUCACUGUCUUUUUAACAUGAUUGUCGCUAAGCAACUGAACUAGCUUGCUAUCUUGCGGGCAAUCUUAUUAGCAUAUUUCUUACUGCGAUAACUGAAGAGAAACAAUUGGGGGUGGGGGAUUUAAAAACAAUCAAUACUGGAACGUUCAGAUUACGUUUGAGUCAAUUAAACAUGUUCAAUUGCUUUCAUUAUCAUCUUUUCUCAAUUCCAUGCAUUUAAGACCAGGCUUUAGCUAUCUUGGAAGAAGAAAUCCACUAACUUUAUUUUCAAGAAUCACAUUUCUUAACAAUUUUCUUAGGAAGAAACCUAAGAACAUUUUCAAUAACUUUAUUGAGGAAUAGCAACUUUUUGUAAGUUUCUUCAGUAUAAAGGUAAGAAAAAAUUGCACUUAAGAAUACAUUUCUUUUUAAUUUGUGAAUCUGGGCCCAGUUCUCAGACAUAAUGUAGACCUCUUACUCAGAACUGUAGCAGGGUUGGAGAGAGUGUGGUAGACUACGGUCAGAUACAAUUAUUUUAUACAAUUAUUUCAUUGCCAUUUGAGGAUGAAUAAAUAUGGUUAUAAGUAAGAA
Molecule: messenger RNA, 3036 nt
Organism: Salmo salar (Atlantic salmon)
Lineage: Eukaryota; Metazoa; Chordata; Actinopteri; Salmoniformes; Salmonidae
Gene: ox2g
Product: OX-2 membrane glycoprotein
Biological process (GO): negative regulation of neuroinflammatory response; heterotypic cell-cell adhesion
Cellular component (GO): cell surface; axon; neuronal cell body
Molecular function (GO): cell-cell adhesion mediator activity
Source: RefSeq, a predicted model, not a curated record